This is a messenger RNA of Clavispora lusitaniae ATCC 42720, 237 nucleotides long. RefSeq names its product Dpm2p (gene DPM2). NCBI's taxonomy places the organism in Eukaryota, Fungi, Ascomycota, Pichiomycetes, Serinales, Metschnikowiaceae. Gene Ontology annotation, biological process: GPI anchor biosynthetic process. The record is from RefSeq and is a predicted model, not a curated record. Gene Ontology annotation, cellular component: dolichol-phosphate-mannose synthase complex; endoplasmic reticulum membrane. Gene Ontology annotation, molecular function: enzyme regulator activity.
AUGCUUACAGUCGCCACCGUUGUUUUUAUAUACUACAGCGUUUUGGGUUUUGAGUGUUACCAUUUCGUUGAGACCGACAGCUUGCUUCAAAAUUUAUUCCCUCCAAGAGACUAUGCCAUCAAAUUGCCAUUGAUUUUACUUGUAAGCGCAGUUUUUGCUGUCACGGCAUUCAUUGGCAAUGUCAUCAUCAAGAACGCACAGAAGGAAAAGUUGAAAAAGAGUAAGAAAGCAAAUUAA